Dimorphilus gyrociliatus is the source of this 3291-nucleotide messenger RNA. The record is from the annotation of a GenBank genome assembly. NCBI's taxonomy places the organism in Eukaryota, Metazoa, Annelida, Polychaeta, Dinophilidae.
AUUCACUCGCUUGUCUGCUUAGCAGACAGCUAUUUAAGAGAAAAUAUAGGUUAAAUAGAGAAGAGUUCAAGACAUAAAACCUCUAAAAUGUGGUUCAUGAACGCCUUGUCAGAUAAUUUCUUGGUACAAUUAGCUGGAACUGGUGGAGGAGUUUUAAUGUUAUUAUAUUUUCUUCAAAGAAUAUUAAACAGGAAAAGAUUGCUAUUAGCAGAAUUGAGAAGAAAGAAGAAAGUGGAUAGAGAGGAAUGCUUUAAAAAAUAUCGUAAUUAUUUGGAUAAACAAAACGUAUUUAUUUAAAUUCUGCCUUCUUUUGAAUAUAAAAUCUAUACCAAAAAAUAUAUUCUAUAUAUAGAUUUCAGAAGAAACUAUAUCAGAAAUGGUAAAUCAAAAGUUUAUGGAUCUUGUAGAAGGGUACAAAACUGGUAAACUAGAUCCAGAGUUAAUUUUGAAGUCAUAUCAAAUUAAGGUUGACGACAUGAUAUUAAAAAAAAGUCUUUUAAUCCAUUUUUUAUUAUUGUAAAUUAUGUUAUUUAUUAAAAUAAGGCUUUGGAAAUUCAUGAUAAGACGAACUGCUUGACUGAUCCGAUAAUCGAGGCCAGAGUAAGUAGGCUUAAAUAAUAUUCUUUUUCUUUUUUUUCCUACUUCAAUGAUAGUGAUUUGAGGAAGGCAUAUAAAUAUUUGGAAUUUUCUUUAAAGCCCUCCAAUGCAAAGGGAGCUUUUUAUGGCAUUCCACUCAGCGUGAAGGAUAAUUAUCAAAUUAAGGUAUUUUAUGAUAUUUUUCGAUACAAGUGUAUGACUAACCAUUUUACGACCUUUUUUUUCUUCUAUCCCUUCCUUUCUUUCCCGUGUUAUCUUCAUUACGCAUCUCAACAUAUCUUCCCUAACUUUGUUAUAUUGCGAAAAAAAAAACAUUAGGGUUAUCAUACAACGUUAGGCUGUUCAAAGUAUCUAUCCGAAACGGCUGAAGAAACUUCAACUUUAAUAGAGUUUUUGGUAAAAAAUGGAGCUAUACCAUUCGUAAAGACAAAUAUACCGCAAACACUUGUAAGAAAUAAGGAUCUAAGAAUAAAUAAAAGAGCAUUUUUCAAUGCUAGUAUAGAAUUUUUUAUUAUCCGCUCGUCUUCUAAUCGCCCACUUAUUGUUCAUCCAGUUGCAUUCAGUUAUUGUAGAAUAGAAAAGUUUAUGUUUCUUAUCCAAUCCAAAGAUUUCCUUUAUCCGAGAGCUUUCUCAUCUUGCCUGAUCAAUAAAGUUUAUUUAUUUUGUCCAACGGAGGAUGAGGAUGAAGACGAACGUUUUAUCACUUCUGUAAAUAGACUAUUACAAUCUGGAGGUGGGCCGAGACAUUUAUAUAUUCGAUGUAAAUUAAUAACUAAGAGUUUAAAUUUUCGAAGAGAUAGACUACAGGAAUUGAUUAUUUUUGCCCAAGAUAAAACUCUUGCCUGCCAACUCCUAACACCAAUUCUAACAGAGUUGAAUGAAAGGAACUUGAUAUGCGAUCGUCUGAUGAAUUCAACGUUAGAUUAUAAUUCCAAGGUUGUAUUCCGUUUGAGAUCUGUCAACCGAAACAAUUUCAUAUCAUUGAUUAUCGCAUCGUUAAUUCGUCAUGUCAAAUUGGGCGAUUGUUACCUAAUAGUUUCCAAAUUAAAUGGUAAAACUCGAUUCACAUGCUAUGAAAAUUCUUUUGAGAAAAAAGAUAGAUUAGAAAUAAAACUUGUUAAAUAUAACAAUUCUAAAAAUGUCUUAAUUAGUUGUCGAUGCGAUCCUUUUUUUCCUUUGAUAAAUUGGACUGAUGAUAUUAUUGAUCUCCCUUCCCAAUCUACACAAAACCCAACGGUUUACACCCGUAUUAAGAGAUUAACACCGCUAAACGGGGAAGAUUAUCUUUUCAAUUUAAUAAUUGCGUCUACUUGUCUCCUACUAGUUCCUUUAGUAGUUGGUAUAAAUAUAACAAAGGAAGUUGUAAAAAGACGGAUUGCCUGGCUAAAACGUCCAAGAAAAGAAGGUCUAUUAGACGCUAUUGAAGCUCAACUAGAACAAUUAAGUAAAGAAACUCAAUCAUCAAUUACUAGUCAAACAACUAGAGAUACAUCAUCAGAUUUUGCAUCAAUUAUCGAAGAAGAAUUGUUGUUUUUCUACCGUAAAAAACUUUGGGAAACUAAUAAUCCAAUCUAUGGACCAACAAAUUUAUUGGGCUUCAGUAAUCGUAACCCAGGAGGUAGCUCGGGUGGAGAAGCUGUUCUACUAAGUGGUCAAGGCUCUAUCUUGGGAGUAGGCUCGGAUAUCGGAGGAUCUCUUAGAAUCCCAUCUCAUAUGGCUGGUACAUGUGCGCUAAAAUUAACUCCGAAUAGAAUUGGCAGUAGGAAGAUAAAAGGUGUCCAGGUCGGACAAGAAGUAGUUAAAUCUUGCUACGGUCCUAUGGCUCGUGAUAUAGAUACUAUACGCUAUUUUCUUGAGAAUGUACUAGUAGAUGAAUACUUUAAAAUGGAUCCACUUGCUUAUCCUAUCCCAUUUAAUAAAGAGAUGUAUAACUCAACAAGAAAACUAAAAAUUGGAUAUUAUGAUUCCUUGAAUUACUGCAAAUCAUUUCCAGUAGUGCGAAGAUCUAUAAAAAUGGCAAAAGAACAACUUGAGAAGAAAGGAUAUGAGCUCGUGCCCUUCGAAUUACCUGACGUCGAAUAUGCUUUAUCACUGUUUAUAAUUUCACUCUAUGGUGAUAAUGGAAAAUCUAUUGCAGAUGCUACAGAGCAUGAUGAACUUUCAUCAGCCAUCAAAAUAUCAGCGACACUUUGUCAAAUAGCAAAACCAAUGAAAUAUAUAAUUGGAUAUAUCGCAAAAUUGAUAAAACCCGAUUUAGGGCGGGCUGUCCUUGAUCUCUUGCGCAUACGUUCAGUUUCGGGUUGGUGGAAACAUACUCAUGAAGCGAACAUGUAUAGAAAUAAGGUAUGGGACAAGUGGAAUAGUUUGGGUUUGGAUGCAGUUUUAUGUCCUACAUUCCCCUGUCCUGCUGUAGAAUUGGGUAAAUUUAGUUUUGCUGCCUCUGCCUCCUUCUACACUGGUAUCUACAAUCUGUUAUCCUGUCCAGCUGGAAGCCUACCGAUGACGAAAGUAACGGCGGAAGAUGAAAUGGAAUCUAAAAAGUACCAAUCAGUUACAACACCUGAAAAAGUUUUAAAGGAUCAAUGUACAUCUGGAUCGAUAGGCCUAUCUUGUAGCGUUCAAAUUGUUACAAAACCGUUCCAAGACGAAUUGUGCUUACGAAUAAUGAAAGAUCUUGAAGUAUCAAGUGCAUGA